This is a messenger RNA of Solea senegalensis (Senegalese sole), 1510 nucleotides long. RefSeq names its product recoverin-like. Lineage: Eukaryota; Metazoa; Chordata; Actinopteri; Pleuronectiformes; Soleidae. The record is from RefSeq and is a predicted model, not a curated record. The transcript is spliced from 4 exons. Bases 312 to 890 code for a protein of 192 amino acids. Gene Ontology annotation, molecular function: calcium ion binding.
AGGCAGAUUUUCUGUGUCGCUCACAGACGCAGAAUCAGUGCUAUCAUCGACUCGUCAGCUGAAAACACAGGGCUGAUUGGCUUAAUGAGCUCACCAAGUGGCUUCUUCUAAUGUCACAGGAUCUGCUUCUGUGCGGCGGAUCACUGGCCGGGACCAGGCUCAAGAUUAAGACGGAUAAUGCUGUGAUAUUACGGCCGGAAUAAUCUCCUCUUUGCUACUUUGACAAAUAAGAGGAGGCAAAUCCACACGUCAAGAGUUUUGCGUCGCUUGUUGCCGUCUCAACUCGAGAACUUUACCAACAGCCGACGACAAUGGGUAACACCAAGAGUGGAGCUGUGUCGAAGGAGAUCCUAGAGGACCUGAAGCUCAAGACCAAGUUCUCAGAGACUGAGAUUGUCCAGUGGUACGAAAACUUCAAGAGGCAGUGUCCGACAGGACGCAUCUCGCAGGAGGAGUUCCAGAACAUAUACAGAAAGUUCUUCCCGGACAGCGACGCCAACACGUACGCCCAACACGUCUUCCGCUCCUUCGACACCAACGACGAUGGCACACUGGACUUCAAGGAGUACAUCAUCGCUCUGCACAUGACAUCGACGGGGAAGACCACGAGGAAACUGGAGUGGGCCUUCUCACUGUUUGACGUGGACAAGAACGGAUACAUCACCAAGACAGAGGUCAAGGAGAUCUGUACGGCGAUUUUUAAGCUGAUUUCCAAAGAGGACAUGGCCAAACUGCCUCAAGAUGAAAACACAGCUGAGAAGAGGGCGGACAAACUCUGGAAAUACUUUGAGAAGGACGACGAUGACCGAGUGGCAGAAGGAGAGUUCGUGAAGGGAGUGUUGGAGAACGACGGCGCUCUUCGUUUGAUUCAGUACGAGCCGUCCAAGUAACUCUUUCAUAUUCAACGACAUCUUCGUUCAUGACACGUGAACACAGAGCAGGAGUGUCUGUGGUCUGUGAGAGAAUUUUUAUAACAUUUUUAACACAUAUUACAAUUAAAAACCCGAGUUUAAAGUUUCCAUAAUUUUUUACUUUCACAUAGAGAGAAACGUUCCCUCCAAUUGUUUGUGGCAGAACUUCCUCACUUUAAUCACAGUAGAAAAUGUGCAUUAAUGUGUGAUUAUUUAGUUUAAUUCUGAAGAAAAGUGAAUUGUGUUUUAGCUUCUCAAACACAUAUUUAUUUUUUCUCCACUGGGCAGAAAAUGACUGUAUAACUGUUGACGCUCUCGGUCGUUUUCUAAAUGUAUGACAUGUGAAACUGAAUUUUCCUUCACAAUAAAAUUGGUAGGAUUGUAGUAAAAACUUUUAUUUUGAAAUGACACCUUUUUCUCUCCUGAACUCUUCAUGUUCACGACAUUUCUCAACAUUUUCUGACCCAAACUACUGAAAAGAAACAGAGGAAGUUUAGUUUCGUUAUAACGAGAACGUUUAUUUGUUGCUGUUUCAGCUUCCUCUGACAAAUGACGACGUUCAGGUUCAAAAUAAAAACAAAUAAUAAUAAAAAACAAAA